Dermacentor andersoni is the source of this 960-nucleotide messenger RNA. RefSeq lists its product as uncharacterized. The record is from RefSeq and is a predicted model, not a curated record. NCBI's taxonomy places the organism in Eukaryota, Metazoa, Arthropoda, Arachnida, Ixodida, Ixodidae.
GAAAGCUUUUCAUUUAUUCUCGGCAUUUAUGAUUAACGAGAAACCAGCUGGUGCACAGAGGGCUGGCAUCCGGGUGGAUACAACUCUGUACUCUGGUGCUUUUGCCCGGAUACCCACAUCCCUACAGGGGGGCUGUUUCAGACAGUUAUGGGAUUGUGGCGGCCGAUCGCGCGUCAUUUUCUCUAUUUCGCCGUCUCAGAGCGAACCCGAAAGUACGUGAAUUUUCUUGCCGACAAUUAGACAGCUUGGCCGAAGUGUCACAUGCACGGAAGCGGUCGAUUGUCGCGCCGGCUGUGGGAAUGGAACCGGUACGCGGCCGUAGACUGAGAUAACUAUUUUGCACUUGUGUGCGUGCACUCCGUGUAGUGGGGACGUAGCAUCGUUAGGAAGCAAAGCCAGCAGUGUAGCUCCAGGCGCGGAGAAGCAGGCGCCCAACGGAAGAGGAAGCGGCGGGCACCAUGACCUCCAAGCAGGCUGCGCCAGUGGAUGAAGACGCCACCAGUGGGACCCCGCAGUAUGGGUCGACGACCGGCGCCAGUGCAGGAGGAGCGUUGCGGCAAUCUACUGCGGUCAGUCCCUCGCUGGAACAGGUACUGCAGCAGCUUCAGCGCGAGCAGAAGCGGGACGGCCGCCGCGUGCUCGUCGGCUUCGUCGUCAUGGCGCUGGCCAUCGCCUUCGUCGUCCUGGUGGUGCUGGCGCGUGUGCUGCUGGACGAGGCGCCAGGGGGCCGCAGGCCUCCCGCUCGGCGCAGCCAAUCGGAGGCUAACCGUGGCCGACGCGCCAUGAUCGAGAACGACUCGGUCUUCGAGACGGUCGGCGAGGCCGACGCGCGCCUUCUAGGAGACCUGCUCGGUGGGAACCGCACUUAUCUGCGAUGAACCGUCGAGGGGGACUGACUUCUUAUUCAUGCACUUUGUUGUGUCUCUGUUUCUAUUUGAGCGAGUGAUUAAACGUCUAUAU